This is a messenger RNA of Aspergillus sclerotioniger CBS 115572, 558 nucleotides long. Its product is annotated as copper transporter family protein. Bases 1 to 558 code for a protein of 185 amino acids. Gene Ontology annotation, biological process: copper ion transmembrane transport; intracellular copper ion homeostasis. The transcript has 2 exons. The record is from RefSeq and is a predicted model, not a curated record. Gene Ontology annotation, cellular component: plasma membrane. Gene Ontology annotation, molecular function: copper ion transmembrane transporter activity. Lineage: Eukaryota; Fungi; Ascomycota; Eurotiomycetes; Eurotiales; Aspergillaceae.
AUGUCCACCUCCUCGUCGAUGUCCAUGUCUAGCAUGUCCAGCAUGUCCAUGUCCAUGGUUUUCACCAACUCCCACACCACCCCCCUCUUCUCCUCCCAGUGGGCUCCCUCCUCCAGUGGUACCUACGCCGGCACCUGCAUCUUCCUCAUCAUCCUCGCCAUCAUCGGCCGCUGUCUCGUCGCAUUCAAAGCCCUCCUAGAGCGCCGCUGGCUCGACGCCCACCUCAACCGUCGCUACGUCGCCAUCGCCGGAAAGUCCACCGAAGCGGGGCGCAUCGAAGCCGAUCCCGACGCCAAAGCCGCCAGUCUCGUCACGGCUCAGGGUGUCGAGGAGAAAGUCAAGGUUGUGCGGAAAUUGUCGCAUCAACCGCUCCCGUGGCGCUUCAGUGUGGAUCUUCCCCGUGCCAUCAUGUAUCUCUUCAUCACGGGUGUUUCUUAUCUACUGAUGUUAGCGGUCAUGACAAUGAAUGUGGGGUAUUUCUGCUCUGUUCUCGCAGGGGCCUUCUUGGGCGAGCUGGCCGUGGGCCGGUUCGUUCAGUGGAAUGAGCAUGACCAUUAA